AUGGACAUCGUCCAGAAUUCGUCUUCACUAUACAGCACCUACAUCUCCACGGUAGAUCAUCUACCCUGUGACAUUGUGCGUUCGCUCUGGGUUGUACAGACAUGUAAUCUUGCACUGGAUAAGGAGAAACAGUAUCUUCACCAAUUACUCCAGAAACACAAUCUGGUGGGUGGAUCGUACAGCGUGGCUGGUGAAUACUACAAAAAGCAGCGGCUGAUUUUGCGCUGGCAUGAUGAAGCCGUAGCCGAGUUGGUUAGCUUGUGCAACCAGCUAGCCGCACAUGAGAAAAUGGUCAAGGACGAGAUCGCCCAACUCCAAGCGGUAGCCGACACACCCGUGGCAAAAGACGCAGAUAUGCUGGAACUCCUUCGACAGCAGUUGUCUGAUCAUUACCGGGAUAACCCGCUUUCAUCGCAAGUGGAAGCGUUGAAUCAACACGAGAGAGACUUGCACGAUGAGGGACGCGUAGUUAUCAGACGGACGCUGGAGAAUGGCAUCAAGAUCAUAUUCAAGCUUUCUCAAAAUAAACCUCCGAAGGUGGAGCGCCGUGGCCGUCCUCGUUUGAAGGACCGCUCUGAAGUGGCUGCCUCAAAAGAGUCUUUUCGUGGAGAUCUAAGGGUGUCCAGGCGUUUGCAUGAAGCCCAGGAUAGAGGAAGUGGGGCUAAGGUUGGGACAUUAAGGGCUCGAACUGCCAAGCAGCGUCACAAUAUUGAUCCGACGAAUGAUCGCCAUGUCAGAACAAGCGCAAGGCUCCAUAGAGACCCUCAGUCGAAGGUCCCAAAGAGAGGUAGACCCGCGAAGACAGAUAAGUCUAAUCAGAAGGUUGCUCCAGAUAAUCUUCCAGUGCCCGUCUUCCAGGGAGCACAGGUCCAGGAGGAAGACACCACGUUGUACUGUUUCUGUAAACAACGCUCAUUUGGUGAUAUGAUUGCUUGUGACAACGAUAAUUGUCCCAAUGGCGAAUGGUUUCACUACAAAUGUGUGGGUUUACUUAAUCGCGUAGAGGCGCUCAAGUAUACCACGGAAAAGUGGUACUGUUCAACAAGCUGCCGUGAAGCAGUACCUCCUCCCAAAAAGAGAGGUAGAAAGAAAAAGGCAAGAAGGUAG
Messenger RNA from Sungouiella intermedia, 1107 nucleotides. NCBI's taxonomy places the organism in Eukaryota, Fungi, Ascomycota, Pichiomycetes, Serinales, Metschnikowiaceae. The record is from the annotation of a GenBank genome assembly.